Molecule: messenger RNA, 957 nt
Organism: Rotaria sordida
Lineage: Eukaryota; Metazoa; Rotifera; Eurotatoria; Philodinida; Philodinidae
Source: the annotation of a GenBank genome assembly
AUGCCUGAAUCAGAAAAAGCUAAACAAUUAUCAGCUGUACUUGGAGUAAAUAUUCAUCCUGAACAAGUUGUUCUUGCUCAAACACCGUUACGUACAUUAACUAAUUUUCAUAAUAAACAUGUUCUUGUUUCUGGACAAGAUCAAGUUGAAGAUAUUGCUCGCAUGAUCGGUUUUAAAAGUAUAACAACAAUUGAAAAAGUUUGUGAAGCAUUUCCAGAAUUGGAUAUGGUUAAUCAUAUGAAUCGGGUUAAAUUAACUGAAAUGAUGCGUACUCGAGGUCUUGUUCAUGAUGAGAAUUUUCGUCCUAUUGAUGCUAUCGUUUUACUUGGUGAACCCAUUCAAUGGGAAAGAUCAUUACAAGUUAUUAUUGAUCUUCUUUUAACCGAUGGUAAUCCUGAUGUUGUACCACCUGAUUCAAAAAUUAAACAUGAUCAUAUACCUAUUAUUGCUUGUAACAGAGAUCUUGUAUUUCAAGCUGCUGCAGAUUUACCACGUUUUGGUCAUGGUGCUUUUCUUACAUGUUUAGAAACAUUAUAUAAAAGUAUAAGUGGAAAUGAUCUUAAAUAUACAGCAUUUGUUGGUAAACCAUUUGAAAUUUCAUAUCAAUAUGCUGAAACAAUAGCUAAUAAAAUAGCAUUAGCUAAUGGUCAACCAAAAAUUGAAAAAAUUUAUUUUAUUGGAGAUAAUCCAGAUGUUGAUAUUGUUGGUGCAAAUAUGUAUAAUAAAAUAUUACAACAAGCAAUCAAUUUAAGAACAAGUAUUAGUGGUUAUAAUUUAUUAUUAGAUUCACCAUUAUUAAGUGCAACAUCAUGUGAAUCAAUUUUAGUAUGUACAGGUGUUUAUGAACCAAAUAAAAAAAAACUUGAUGAUAAAAAUCCAUGGAGAUUACCAACAAAAGUUAAACUUGAUGUUUUGGAAGCUCUUAAAUAUAUUCUUCUAAAGGAAACAUGGCCAUAG